AUGAGUUUGCAGUAUAUUUGCAGGGCGAAUGACAAGUUGUAUAAACUGAUUAUCAAGGAGUUAUCAGAACAGAUACCCAAGAGAUAUGACGAUGGGACAAAGACUUUUGCCGAGUUGGAUGAUUGGAAAAAUGAGGAGUUACCACGGUUAUUAAAGAAACGAUUUACAUCUUCACAUGACAAGCUCACAUAUAUAACCAAAGCAGAAUUGGUUAAUUUAAUGGACUGGAAACUUGCCAAAGGUACAUUUAGACCAUCAUUGCCAAAAUUGAUAAAGUCAAAUAGUGAAGAGACCGUUAAGGAAGUUACCCAGAGAGGAUUCCAAAAUAUACUAAGUUAUCUAAAAGAGUUACCUAAACAUUUUUGGAUAGAGGCUACUGAGGAUGAGUUGCAAAAUUAUUCCAAGGUUAUAAGAUCAACUUUCAAAAUAUUGUGUGAGCUAAAAGGAGUUGGCCCUGCAACGGCUAGUCUACUUUUAAGCUGUCUUUGUUCAAUUUUCCCGAGAUUAGCUCCUCCAUAUUUCAGCGACGAGAGCUUUAUGUACUAUGUUUUUGAUGAGGCAAAUGCCGACCAUACAAAAAAGAUAAAGUAUAGCGUUAAGGAAUAUGCUGAUGAAUUGUUGCCUGUUUAUUAUGAUCUACUAAAAGAAGCAAACAGCGAGUUAUCCCCUGCAGUAUUGGAGAAAGGUGCUUGGGCGUUAAAAACAUAUGACUUGCAUCAAGAUGAUGCUCUUGUUAAUGUUGAAAAUCCCUUUGAAGGAGACGUAAAGUCGGAAAGUUGGAGAAAGUUUGAAAAACCAAAAAAGUCAGUGAAGACGCAUGUUGAAGAUGAAAAACAUUUGAGUAUGAAAACAGAGCCAAAAAAAGCUACGAAACGAAAACUGUCUGAAAAAGAAGAUGUGAUGCAUGAGAAGAAAGAUGAUAAAAAGAGGACAAAAAAAGAGAGUUUGAAGAAGGAAGAAGCAAAGAAGGACGAAGGAAAGAAGAAAGAUGCAAAGAAGAAAGGUACCAAGAAAUUGAGAAGUUAA
Molecule: messenger RNA, 1026 nt
Organism: Lodderomyces elongisporus
Lineage: Eukaryota; Fungi; Ascomycota; Pichiomycetes; Serinales; Debaryomycetaceae
Exons: 1
Coding region: 1-1026 (341 amino acids)
Biological process (GO): DNA repair
Molecular function (GO): catalytic activity
Source: RefSeq, a predicted model, not a curated record